Messenger RNA from Monopterus albus (swamp eel), 7085 nucleotides. RefSeq names its product agrin (gene agrn). Gene Ontology annotation, molecular function: laminin binding; calcium ion binding. Bases 731 to 7036 code for a protein of 2101 amino acids. The record is from RefSeq and is a predicted model, not a curated record. Gene Ontology annotation, biological process: receptor clustering; multicellular organism development; cell differentiation. Lineage: Eukaryota; Metazoa; Chordata; Actinopteri; Synbranchiformes; Synbranchidae. Gene Ontology annotation, cellular component: extracellular region. The transcript has 39 exons.
AGAAGAAGUUGCAGGGCAUGUUUACUUUCUCAUCAAAGUAAAUGUAACUCAAGUUGUUGGUAAAAUUUCUCCUCAGUAGCAUCUGACAAACCAGAUUUAAUAUAAAUGGAGCAAUAUGUGACUGACUACAGAUAAUACUAAUUGUGGAAAGUGACAAAUGACUAAACAUAGUUGAUACACUAUGUGAGUCUAAAGACUUGAAGGCUAGAGAGGCUUCACUGCUGCAAACCUACGCUCCAAAAUACAAUCCAUGGUGCUUCGUGCGUCGGCAGGGAUCUGGGGGAUGCUGCUGCUGAUGGGAACCGGAGGUAAGGACGCUGUCUGCCCGACUGGGGGCGGCGUUGGACAGCCACUUUCUAAUCUCAGCGUGCAGCCCUCCACCCCCAGCACCACCCUCACUUGUGUUGUGGGAUCAGCAAUUCAGAUUGCAUGCAAAUUCAGCGGACAGAGAAGUGCAGUAAGAUCACGGAGAGAGAGCUCCCUGCCCCUUCCGCCUCCUUCCUCUCCUUCCGUCUGAUCUCCCUGUCGGCAGCGGCAGAGAGGGAUUUUUAACUCGGGCUGCUGAUGCGGGGAACGAGGCUGCAGAGUGAAAGGGGCACUGGUAGUUCGUAGGGAAGUUGCGGAAAGGGUCAGCUCUGCAAAAUUUCAACGCACUCGAGGAGGUUUGGGGUUUGCUCUCGGAUUAGUUGUAGAAAAAGUUUACUUUGGGGGUUACGUGCGUGUGGUGGUCAUGGGUUGCCAUCGGACAGUCCGGGCCAGCCGGACGGCGCUGCUCCUGGCGGGGCUGCUCGUGGCUCUGUGGCAGCGCUGCGCCGCUAGUUGCCCGGAGAAAGACUUGGAAGACAGGGAAGAGGAGGCCAACAUAGUCCUGACCGGCACCGUGGACGAAAUCAUUAAUGUGGACCCUGUGCAUAAUACCUAUUCUUGCAAGGUCAGGGUGUGGCGCUACUUGAAAGGAAAGUCCAACAUCAAUCGUGAAAUUCUCCUAGAUGGUGGGAACAAGGUGAUGAUCGGUGGUUUUGGCAACCCUGGGAUCUGCGACAACCAGGUAGCUACGGGCGACACUCGCAUAUUCUUUCUCAACCUUGCCCCCGAGUCCAUGGGACCAGAACACAAGAAUGAACUUAUGCUCAACUCAAGCCUGAUGAGGAUUACCUUGCGCAACCUGGAGGACGUGGAGCACUGCGUGGAAGACAAACCUCCUCACUUCACACCGGCCCAGCCUCCUGAUGGCUGCAGAGGAAUGCUAUGUGGUUUUGGUGCCAUGUGUGAGCGUGACCCGACUGACCCGGCCAAGGCUGAGUGUGUUUGCAAGAGAGUGGAGUGUCCGUCUUUGGUCGCACCUGUUUGCGGCUCAGAUUCGUCCACGUACUCUAACGAGUGUGAGUUGGAGAAAGCCCAGUGCAACACACAGCGACGCAUCAAGGUGCUACGCAAAGGACCGUGCUCUUUGAAGGACCCCUGCACCGAGGUGACCUGCAGCUAUGGCAGCACCUGUGUCCAGUCGUCUGAUGGCUUGUCAGCUAAAUGCAUGUGCCCCCUCGGCUGUGAAGGCAAGCCUCAGCAGACAGUGUGUGGCAGUGAUGGGAAGGACUACCGGAACGAGUGUGAACUCCAUCAGCAUGCCUGCAAGAGCCAGAAGAACAUACGUGUGCAGUACCAAGGGCACUGCGACCCAUGUAAAGACAGCGAGAACAGUCUUAACACAUUGUGCCGGGUGGAGGCGCUUACUCGUCAGCCCCUCACUUUUGGUCUGCCGGAGUCGUGCCCCCCAGCUAAUGAGCCUCUGUGUGCCAGUGACGGCGAAACCUACCCCAGUGAGUGUGCCAUGACAGCAACGGGUAUGCAGAAAGGCAUCAAGCUCAAGAAGAUCCACACAGGACGCUGCAGAAGGCUGGAGGAGUGUAAGGAGGAGUGUGCCUACAACGCCGUGUGUCUGGUGGAAAAGCAGACUGCAGGCUGCUCCUGCGAUCCCAUUCAGUGUGACGGUACCUACAAGCCCGUGUGCGGCAAAGACGGCCACACGUACAACAAUGACUGUGAGCGAGGCAAAGCGGAGUGUCUGAGGAGGACCCUCAUCCCCAUCAAGCACCCCGGGCCCUGUGAUCUCAACAUACCGAGCCCCUGUUUGGAUAAGGAGUGUGAUCAUGGGGCCGUGUGCGUGGUUAAGAACAAUGAACCGGUGUGUGAAUGCCCCGAGGCCUGCCCACAAACAUCAGACCCAGUGUGCGGAUCAGACGGCCAAAGCUACGGCAGCCCCUGCGAGAUGCGAGCGAUGGGUUGUGCCCUGCAGAAGGCCAUCCAUAUCCAGCACAAAGGACCCUGUGAUGAGACUUGCGCCAACUGCUCAUUCGGGGCAAUCUGCGAUGCCCAGAGUGGCCAGUGUGUGUGUGCAUCAGAAUGUGUAGAAUCCCAUCAGCCUGUGUGUGGCAGCGAUGGAACCACCUACAAUAGCGAGUGUGAGCUGCACGUUCGGGCCUGCAAAGAACAGAUGGACCUCCACGUGGUCAGCCAAGGAGAGUGCAAAACAUGUGGCAGCUCUGUUUGUGCCUGGGGCGCCCGGUGUGUCCAGAAUAAGUGCGAGUGCCCGCCGUGCUCAGGCGAGGCCUUCUCCCCAGUGUGUGGAAGUGACGGCACCACCUACGAGAACAAGUGCGAACUCCACCUGUCCUCUUGUGUGCAGAAGAAGAGGAUUGAUGUGGUGAAGCCCGGCAGCUGUGAUGAAGACUGUGGCUCUGGAGGGUCAGGCUCAGGCGUGGAGAGCUGUGAAGUGGACCGCUGUCGUAUGUUUGGAGGCUCGUGGGAUGAGGAUGCAGAGGAGGACCGUUGCAUCUGUGACUUCACCUGCAAAAGUGUUCCUCACAACCUGGUUUGUGGUUCAGAUGGAAAAAACUACAACAACGAGUGUGAGCUGAAGAAGGCCAGAUGUGAGAAACAAGAGCACUUGUUGAUUCAGAAUCAGGGGCCCUGCGCAGCGAUUUCAGCCACAUCUAUCCCUGAGCUUACAGCACCUCAGCACUGCAGUCUGUCUGUGUAUGGCUGCUGCUCCGACAAUGUGACGGCUGCCUUAGGAGUCGGACAGGCUGGAUGUCCCAGUACCUGUCAUUGUAAUGUCUACGGCUCCUACAAGGGGACAUGUGACCCAGCCACUGGUCAGUGUUCCUGUAAACCGGGCGUUGGGGGUCCAAAGUGUGAUCGCUGUGAGCCGGGUUUCUGGAACUUCCGUGGCAUUGUGACGGAGAAAAUGAGCGGCUGCACACCAUGUAACUGCGAUGCCACAGGUUCUGUUCGGGAUGACUGUGAACAGAUGUCGGGUUUGUGUUCUUGCAAGACAGGGGUGAAGGGCAUGAAGUGCAACGUAUGUCCAGACGGAAGCAAGAUGGGCAUGAAUGGUUGUGACAAAGGUCCUGAGGCACCGACUUCAUGUGACGAGUUGGUGUGCGUUUUUGGAGCUACUUGCAUUGAGGUGAAUGGUCAAUCCCACUGCGAGUGCCCUUCACCUGACUGUGAUGAGAAAAACAAAACUAAGGUGUGUGGCUCAGAUGGGGUGACCUAUGCCGACCAGUGCCAGCUGAGGACCAUAGCCUGUAGGCAGGACAAGGACGUCACAGUGCAACACUUUGGACAGUGCACAGAAACCAUCUCCGAGCUGGCAGAACGACCUACGCUCAACCCCUUCACCACCACCCCCAGCUCAACCGCUGACAUCACCCCCGCCGCCCCCUUCCAUAGCAUUGUGCAAGGCAUCCCGCCUCCAUGGACACCCGACCCAGAGCAGCCCCCAACCACCACCCCCUUUUCCACUUUCACCCACAACCGUGCCAGAGCAAACCACCACCAACCCAUCCAGCCUCAGCCCCUGCAGCCCACCACUGCCACUGUCAUCACCUCCUCCUCUCGCAGCAGCCCUGCCCCGUCUGCUGCCAUGAGCUCGUUUGAGGGCUCGGGCAGCGGGGAGCCAAGCGGGGAUGACCAGACCGAAGAAGAGGAGGAGCAGGAAGAGGAACCAGGUAGCGGCGUCCCAACAGAGGCCAGUGGUGCAGAGCUGCCUGUCGGUCCCACGGUGGUAAGCACCACUGUGCCCACAGCUGAGGACAGGUCAUCCUGUGACAACACGGAGUUCGGCUGCUGUCCUGAUGGCAAAACACCAUCCAGCUCCCCAGAGGGCGCCAACUGCCCCUCCACCAUGAGGUUCAGUGGUGUCCUGCAUUUGGACCAGGUAGAGGGCCAAGAGAUUUUCUACACCCCCGAGAUGGAGGACCCCAAGUCAGAGCUGUUUGGAGAGACAGCCCGCAGCAUAGAGAGUGCUCUCAAUGAGUUGUUCAGGAAGUCAGGGGUGCGCAAAGACUUUAUGAGUGUUCGUGUCCGUAACCUGGCACCAAGCAACUCCAUCCUGGCCUUUGUGGAGGCCCACUUCAAACCAGAUACAAGAUACACUGUGGAAGACAUCGAAGGAGCCCUGCUGAAGCAGCUGAAGGUCUCCAAAGAGACCAGCAUUGCUGUGAAGAAGCCAGAGGACGAAAAUAUUCGCUUCACCAAUUAUGUCCUCUCCUCCAUCCCCUUCUUCACCACCACUACCACCACGACAGCCUUGGUCACCACAGCUGCUCCCACAACCACCACCACCACCAGGCCAACACCACCCUCCCCCUAUAUCACCCGUCGCCCACCAGGCACUACCCGCAGGCCCUACAAUGGCAGACGCACCACCACAACCUCAUCACCGGUCGCCCCACCGCUCCCCACCACCACGACAGCACUGCCUCCGGCCACCACCAUCGGCCACGUCAGGGGCACGAUUCACCGCAAGAAGCCAUGUGACUCCCACCCCUGCCUGCACGGGGGCACCUGUGAAGAUGAUGGCAGAGACUUCAGCUGCAAGUGCCCCGCUGGACGCGGAGGCUCCGUAUGUGAGAAGGCGAUCAAGUACUUCAUCCCAUCAUUUGGAGGCCAGUCCUAUUUGGCCUUCCAAACCAUGAGCGCAUACCACACGGUCCGCAUUGCCAUGGAGUUCAGAGCAUCUGAGAUGACUGGGAUCCUGCUCUACAAUGGCCAGGAUGGCAAGAAGGACUUCAUUUCUCUGGCCCUGGUUAAUGGCAGGGUGGAGCUCAGGUUCAACACAGGUUCAGGCACAGGCAUACUGGUCAGCAAAGUGCUGAUCAGCCAGGGCCGCUGGCAUCAGUUGGUGGUGACUCGCAACCGGCGUAAUGCCAUGCUCAGCGUGGACAACGAGCCGCACAUUGAGGGCGAGAGCCCACGCGGCACAGACGGCCUCAACCUCGACACCCACCUGUUCAUUGGAGGAGUGCCUGAGGAAAUGAAGCAGGAUGUAAAGGAAAGGACAGCAGUGGCCACAGGGCUGGUGGGCUGCAUCCGCUUGCUGGACGUCAACAACCGAGUGCUCAACCUGCAGGAGAGCGGGGGUGACAGUCUUUACGGCAGUGGUGUGGGUGAAUGUGGCAACAACCCAUGCCAGCCAAAUCCCUGCAAAAACGGUGCUGCAUGCCAGGUCAAGGAGGCCGAGAUGUUUCACUGCAAGUGCAGCAAAGGAUUCUGGGGUCCAACUUGUGCUGACAUUCAUGACCCAUGUGAGCCAAACAUGUGCCAUCCAUCCUCCCAGUGUCAGGCACAGCCUGAGGGAGGCUACAAAUGCGAGUGCCCCAUGGGACAUGAAGGGAGGCACUGCGAGAAAGUGGCUGAGAGAAGGGGAGCUUACAUGCCACUAUUUAAUGGAGACUCUUACCUGCAGCUGAAGGGGCUCCAUCUCUACGGGCACGAUCUGCGUCAAAAGCUCAGCAUGACGGUGGUUCUCAAGGCCAGCAAUUCCAAUGGUUUGAUCUUCUACAACGGCCAAAAAUCAGACGGAAGAGGAGACUUCAUCUCUCUUUCUCUCAAUGAUGGAAUCCUGGAAUUCCGCUAUGACUUGGGCAAGGGACCCGCUACCAUCAGGAGUAAAGAAGCGAUCCAGCUGAACGUCUGGAACACCAUCAACCUGGAACGCUCCAACCGCAAAGGAGAAAUCAUGGUGAAUAAGAAGGACCCUGUCCGAGGAGAGGCACCGAAAUCACGCAAGAAUGCGCACGUAGAUCUUAACCUGAAAGAGUCUCUCUUUGUUGGUGGAGCUCCUGAUUACAGCCGGCUAGCAAGAGUCGCUGCACUUACAGAAGGCUUCAAGGGAACAAUCCAAAAGAUCAUUCUGAUGGGUACGCCCAUCCUCAAAGAGGAGAAUGCCCUGCGCUCCAGCAACGUGGCCAUGUACCAGGACCACCCAUGUUCUCAGGAGCCCUGCCACAAUGGCGGGGGGUGCAACCGAUCACCUUAUUGUGGCAGUGUGCCACUGAUUGGUGUGAUAUCAUCCUCUGAACAACCAUCUCUCCCCCACUGCACCCCCUCCUUCACAGCCAUUUACGAGAAGUCUGCUGGAGAGACAGAGGCCAUCGCAUUUGACGGGCGGACGUUCAUUGAGUACCACAACGCUGUUACAAAGAGCCAACUGACCAAUGAGAUCCCUGAUCCUGAGUCUCUGGAGAACCCAUCUGACCAGAGUGAGAAGGCUCUGCUGGUGAACAAAUUUGAGCUGAGCAUCCGGACAGAGGCAACCCAGGGCCUGGUGCUCUGGAGCGGGAAGGGUGUGGAACGCUCAGACUACAUCGCCCUGGCUAUCGUGGACGGACACGUCCAGAUGACGUACGACUUGGGAUCCAAGCCUGUGGUGCUGCGCUCUUCGGUGCGCGUCGACACAAACCACUGGAUACGCAUUAAGGCCAGCAGAGCGCUCAGAGAUGGCUCUCUACAGGUUGGCAAUGAGGCAGCAGUAACAGGGUCAUCGCCUUUGGCAGCAACACAGCUGGACACAGAUGGAGCACUCUGGUUGGGUGGUCUGGAGGAGCUGGCGGUGGCCCGUCGGUUGCCAAAGGCCUACAGCACCGGCUUUGUUGGCUGUAUCAAGGAUGUGGUGGUGGACGGCGUGGAGCUCCACCUGGUGGAGGAUGCCUUAAACAGCCCCAAAAUAUUGCAAUGUCCUGCCGCCAAAUAACCCGUCAAAGACAAAACAUUGAGAGAAGCAGAGAAAAUACAGAACCCCU